AGAUGAGGCAGAAAGAAAACAGUACAAAGACAUAACAGGGACUGCAAAGGGGAUUUUGUCACAGCAGACAGGGUUUCUGCAUAUCCAGGAACAAAGUAUCACUUCUGGUCACAAUGCCUUUCCUAGGGCAGGAUUGGAGGUCUCCUGGGCAAAACUGGGUGAAAACUGAGGAUGGUUGGAAGAGGUUUCUUAAUGAGCAAAUCAACUUUGUCAGUGAAAUCAACAGCUACUGCAAUGAUGCACACAACAAGGAAAAUAUCUUCAAUAAUCUAAAUUAUGAUAUUGCUGCCAAAAAGAGAAAGAAGGAUCUCCUAAAUAACAAUACAAAGAUACAAUAUCUUCACCAAGAGAAAUGGAUCUAUGUACACAAAGGGAGUACAAAAGAGAGACAUGGAUAUUGUACACUUGGUGAAGCAUUCAAUCGCUUGGAUUUUUCCACUGCUAUCCUGGACUCCAGAAGAUUCAACUAUGUAGUGAGACUACUAGAACUUAUCGCCAAGUCACAGCUGACAUCCUUAAGUGGAAUUGCACAAAAGAAUUACAUGAAUAUUUUGGAAAAAGUUGUUCAGAAAGUUCUGGAAGAUCAGGAAAAUAUUCGCUUGAUCAAGGAAUUACUGCAGACUCUUUACACAUCACUGUGUACUCUGGUCCAGAGGAUUGGCAAGUCUGUUCUUGUUGGGAAUAUUAACUUCUGGGUCUAUAGGAUGGAAAAUAUUGUUGACUGGCAGCAACAACUAAACAACAUCCAGAUUAAAAGGCCCACUGUAAAGGGAAUGACCUUAACAGACUUGCCCUUGUGCCUCCAACUGAACAUUAUGCAGAGGUUAGCAGACGGGAGAGACAUUGUGUGCCUUGGCCAAGUUUCAUCUGAUUUACAAGUACUCAGUGAAGACCGUCUUUUGUGGAAAAAACUGUGCCAGUAUCAUUUUACAGAACGGCAGAUUCGUAAAAGACUUAUCAUAUCAGACAAAGGGCAGUUGGACUGGAAAAAGAUGUAUUUUAAACUGGUACGCUGUUACCCCAGGAGAGAGCAAUAUGGAGGCACGCUGCAACUCUGCCGGCACUGUCACAUUCUCUCAUGGACGGGUACAGAACACCCCUGCACAGCAAACAACCCAGAAAGUUGUCUGGUUUCUUUGUCUCCACAAGAUUUCAUCAACCUAUUCAAAUUCUGAGGUUCUGGCUUAACUCCUUUUUUAUUCUUAAACUACUUUGGAUUCCUGUGGAACACACUAUUCCAGGCUGAACUUGCUCACAUAAUCUGUAAAUAUGGUACAGUUUGACUUUACAUGACCAUUAUGUGGGACGACAAGUGAGCAAAUCAGAGGAUACUUGAGUGUUGAUGUUGGACUUCUCAAGUAGAAUGAAUUGGAAAUUGUUGAGUAUUUAGCAAAGCAGAGACGAUCACAAUGUUGAUUUAAAGAAAACAAGCAAGAUGAUUACUGAUAAUGCAACUAUUAGGAUGUGAAUCCGUUUCAAGACUGAAAAUAAGAGAUGUAGAUUUGGGUUUUUUCAUGGAAAACAAACUGGUUUCAUUGAUGGAUACUAUUAAGUUACAAAGGAAAUGGGGCUUCCUCUGUCUGUAGCACUCAAUCCCUGUGAUCGGAUACCACACUGACUUCUACCUCUUGCUGACAAAGCACUUAGUAAUCUACUCUAUGCAGUAGGGCCUACUACAAUGGUGUAUAAUAUUAUUAUUAUUUUUAUCUUCAGUAAAAUUACUAAACCAAACCGUACAAUGGUUGAUAGUUAUCAUAUUUGGGAGUAAAGAUUGUAUUAAUGUGUUUUUUUGUUUUAAACUUAAGAACUUUUUCCCAACACUUAAGAGGCUGUUGUAUUAAAAAAAAAAAUCUACCAUUCUUUUGAAAGAUCAUACAUGUUAAGGACAACUGUAAAAUCCAUUUACAUUUACUGUAAAAUCCAUUUACAUUUAAAGGGACACUGUAGACUGAAAUUUUUCUCUACUUCAAUGCGUUCCCGAUGGUCCAUUUUACCUGAUGGAUUAUAUUUAAUUGUUUGCAAGCAUUUCCUUUGCCUUUAUUUUGUCAUUUGAAAUGGCUGCUUUUGUCUGUAACCACACCUACCCUGAAAAUAUGAAUAACAAACAUAUCCCAGUGGGGGGGCAAGAGAAAGAAAAUCUGAAAUGACUGGUUGUACUCACCCAUAAUUAGCAUUUAAAGGGACACUGUACCCAAAUGUUUUCUUUCAUGAUUCAGAUAGAGCCUGCAAUUUUAAGCAACUUUCUAAUUUACUCCUAUGAUCAAAUUUUAUUCAUUCUCUUGGUAUCUUUAUUUUAAAGGCAAGAAUUUAAGUUUAGAUGCCGGCCCAUUUUUCGUGAAUAACCUGGGUUGUCCUUGCUGAUUGGACAGCACCAAUAAACAAGUGCUAUCCAUGGUUCUGAACCACAAAUUGGCUGGCUCCUUAGCUUAGAUGCCUUCUUUUUCAAAUAAAGAAAGCAAGAGAACGAAGAAAAAUUGAUAAUAGGAGUAAAUUAGAAAGUUGCUUAACCCUUUAAGGACACAGCUUUCAGUUUGCUCAAUUGUUUUAUGACGGAAAAAUUCCGUCAUAUGUCCUUAAGAGGUUAAAAUUGCAUGCUCUAUCUGAAUCAUAAAAGAAAAAAAAUUUGGGUUCAGUGUCCCUUUAAUACCCAAGUUUAUACAUAGAUAACAUUAGCAGGUCUGCUUUACUGGCAGAGUCAGCCCAUUUUGGGCCAGAUUACAAGUACAGUGCUAAUUUUUAAUUUUAUAAUUACAAGUGGCUGGUUAUUGCUACCGCAAGCUCUCAUUAGCAAUUAGUGCUUAUAAAAUUAACCAGAGAUCCGAUCUCUGGUUAAUUUUAUAAUUGUCCACAAAAUGUCCCUAAACUUAAGUGUAAUAUAUUUUAUUAAAAUAUAAAAAAUAGCAGCAUCUUUAUACCUUUUUUAGAGCUUUAAAGUUGGCGGCUUUGGGGUGUUAGAAAAAAAAAAAAAAACGGCACUGAAAAGUAUCUAUGGGAAUUUUGUUCCCAGUUAAUGUAUAUGCUUAUAUAAAUAUAUAUUUAUAUUUGCUGCGUAUCUUACCCCCCUUCGCUGCGCUAGUUCUGAUUCCGUGUAUGACAGCAAACGGAAUAAGGCUCCCAUUGGAGCCUAUGGAAGCACGCUCUCAUGAGCGUAAUGCUUCCUAGCAAUGCAAGCUCUCAUAAGCAUUGCUGUCAACUUGUAAUACCAGCGCACAUUACCAUGCACUGGUAUUACUCAGUGGAGCGCUAAUAUUGCUUUUGCGAAAGCAAUAUUUAGCAAUCCACUUACCCUUUAUGGCUUGUCCUUGAGAAGAACAAUGGUUUCAAUGAGCAAAAAGUUAUUUCAAAUACAAAAAUAAAUAUAAAGGAAUAAUUUAUUAUUUAAUACUCUGUACUAUAAAACCUGUUUCCCUUUAAAGCGUUUCAAAUGACUUGUUAUACCGGCUGCAGUGUCCCUCUAAAAUGAGACUAAUAUCAUCUGUUUACUUCCUGUUAAUGCUGGCUGAUAGGUACAAUGAGCAGUACGUACAUAGCUGAUAAAGCUGUAUUCAUCUUUAGUUUAAAUUUAAGCAACUUUGAAAUGUUGCUUUUUCAUGCGGAUGCUAGGAAAUGUUUGAGAAUAAUGUGCCAUUCUCUUUCACUUUAGAGAACCAAACCAAAGGGAAUCUAUAGAAUGUGCAGUAUUUGUUUUAAGGUUUGUUUGUCUGUUUUUUUUUUUUUGUUUGUUUUUCUCCUCAAUCUUGCAUUUUGGUUUGAAUGUGUGAAUAGUAUACAUUUUUAUUUUUUUUAAAGGUCUUAAAGAAAAUCCCCAUAAUAAGAAACAUUCUUUCCAAGCACGUUUUUGAAUUCCAUUUACAGCACUUGGCAGAAUUAUUCUAUAUCUUUUCACAUAUAAGCACUUUUUUUACAUUUAUACUUGUAGUGCUUCCGAGAUAUAUGUAAAUAUUGAUGCUUUCAGCUGCUCCGGAUGGCAGAAUAUAUUCCAUAACCUUAGUGUAUUUCUGCAUUAUUUCAGGAUUUUCACCAUUUAUGGAAGGAGUAAGAGAAACGUGGGAAUAAUUAAAUAUAUAUUUACAUAUUUAUUAACACUUGACUGGGCUGAACCAGCAUAAUGUUAUAUGUAAGUCUGCAUUUAAUUCUUCACUGAUGUGCAGAUAAUACUGGUGCAUAUGGGAAGAGUAACGCUCACCUAAAACUGAAACACUAUAUUUUAUAUACAAACAAAGAAGGAGCUUGUGUGACUGUUAAAUGUCAUUAAUCAGAAUGUAACAAAAUAUUUUUAAAGUCUAAUAAGGGAAUUUCUCAUCUCACUACUUUUUUUUUUUUUUUUGUAUUGAUUGUGUCUUUAUGUAGAGCACUUAAAGUGAUGUUAAAGCCUUAGGCCGCCCACGGCAAAAAAAUAUUUUUCAGUGAGGUGAUCUUAGCCAAUAGCGUGCUAGCUAUCUAGCAUAAUGCCAGCUGGGCUGCACGGCUAUUGGCUAAGAGGUGGAAACGUCACCUCAUUGCAAAAAAUAGCGUUCUGCUGCAGGCUUCAUAAAUGAAAGUCCCAUUUGUUGCACUGGUAAAUCCUAGCGUUUCAAAAACGCUAAGAUUUACCAUCACUUUAAAGCUUGUGCUAUGGUGUUUGUUAUACGCAUGUCCAUUUUAGUGGUCUUGUAGAUAUCACAAACAUAGUGUUUUUGUUUGUUUUUUUUUAUUUAUGAAGGAAUUUAUGUUUUAAUGUUAUAUCUUUAAAAGCCAGCAAAAAAAAAGAACUUUCAAACUUAUAAAUCGUCUGCUUGCAUGAAAUUUAAACCAUUGGUGCAUUUUACUGCGCAUUUUAAUGAACACUGGGUUCCAAACGCCAUUGGUUUUAGAUCCAGUUUUUAUCUUCUGAAAUGUUUCCUGAAAACAGGUGUCUGCUUUAUAUCUGCAAUCCACUGCACAACCUUUACAUUUUGACUGCACAUCUGUGCUAAGAGGCACUUUAAAAAAUGGUUCUGUUCCAGCCAGUUUAACAUAACUUAUUCAGUUAUAAUACUACACAUAUUGCUACUUAGGAACUUGACUUUUGAGUUCUAUAUUUGAAUCUCCAUUAUUAUCCCCAUAGUACAAAAACACUACAUACUAAUACACUUGUGAUUAUAGACUUAUAAACAAAUACACUCCAAAUAGUCACAUUUUAUAUAAUAACAUAAUUUUUAUUUUAUAGUUUCCUCACUAUGCACUUAUAAAGGGGCUUUGUAUGUAAUGAAUAAACCUGCAUUUUCUUGCCAGGCUUAUUGACACCAAUUGAGCUGUGACUUGGUACACUUGCAUCCAUUUCCUCCUAAUUUUUAAAUUUUAUCCACUUUUAUGUAAAAUAUUUUUUGCACAGAUAAAGGGGAAAUGGAAAGUAAACGCCUAGUAAUUACAAGACGUUCUGUUUUUGCUAUAAAAUAGCAUUUAAAUAAUAAUUUUACAGCAGUCUAAACUUUUAAAAAACAAAUUAACAUCCUUUUUGCUGCAGUUGUUUUUCAAUAGCCAAAGUUCACCCACCACUUGCUUUAUCUGGGGAGCCAAUCAGGGAUUGUUUCUGGGUAAAACCAGGCUAGAUAAUGUCAUCAUGUUAACUUCAAAACAAUGAAGUUUAUACUAUCUGCUGAAGAUAGUCAUGGAAAGAUAUGUAGCAGGGUCAGCCUUUUACACCUUUUUCUUACAGACCUGGAUCUUAUUCACUUUUUAUCUCUUUUUAAUAUGAAUCACCUUUAGUUUUUUCUGCAAUAACUCCUGGGAUGACCACUGGUUUUGUUAUGCAGUGUGUCAACUGUAAAUGUGUUUUGUUGACUUUUUUUUUUUGUACAGAUGAGUCAAAAGUAUCCCAACCAAGGGCUCAUUUCCAAUGAGGUGGUAAAGUUUGGAAAAUGAUGAUAAAAACAUUUAUCUCCAUUAAAGUCUAUGGAUAAUUUUUGGGUUACCACCAGAUUCCAAACUUUGCCACCUCAAUGGAAACUAGACCCAAGUAAGGUGUGUUACUGACGCUGCUUUUAUUGUUUACCUUAAACAUUCACAACACACGUACAUGCAUGUGUAUGUGUAUAUGUAUGUAUGUAUGUGUAUAUAUAUAUAUAUAUAUAUAUAUAUAUAUAUACACACAAAGGGACAGUUAAAGCAUUUUGAAUGCUGAUGAUCUAUUCUACAUGUAUUUGGUAUGAUUAUUGAUUCUGUUUUUCAGCCUGUAUUUACAUAUCUACUGUUUGAUAAAUUUACAUAAGAGAAGUUUGUGCUAACUGCCACUUUCUUGUAUUUAUUGAGUGUUUAUAUUGUGGAUUUUUUUUUACAAUGUUUUUAAUUUUAUUUGUAUGGGUAUGUGGUGCAAGAACAGAGCUCUGUGAAAUGCACAUUUUGUAGUUGAGUUUUAUUAGUAUGAUUUUUUUUUUUUUUUUUUUUUUAAUUUCAUAUUCAUUUUUUUAUGCAAUGGAUUACCAGGAAAAAAAUGUUCUGUGUGGUCAGAUAACAGAUUGCUCGGUGGUAUGGAAUUUGUGCAACAGUGACCUGUUGGGCUCUAUUAACGUUUAAUGAAUAUGUUCAUUUAAAAGGAUAUUAUUUGUAAAUAUGGAGUGUACAGUGUUUAAAUAUUCUCCAGUGAAAAUAUUUUUAAUGCUUUAUAUGCAAUGCCACUUUACUGUGUUUUUUUUUUUUUUUUUUGUGUUUUUUUACAAUAAUGUGCAGGUAAGAUUGCAAUGAUGUAUUUAAAUCAAUGUGUACUUUGAGAGAGUUCUAACAAAAAGGACCAUAAAAAAAUGACACAAUCUGUGAAGGUUUUGAAUAAUGCAAUAAAACACUAUCUGCUAUCUA
Messenger RNA from Bombina bombina (fire-bellied toad), 6813 nucleotides. It is a transcript of the gene FBXO32, whose product is annotated as F-box protein 32. Gene Ontology annotation, cellular component: cytoplasm; nucleus; SCF ubiquitin ligase complex. Gene Ontology annotation, biological process: protein ubiquitination. Bases 114 to 1175 code for a protein of 353 amino acids. The transcript has 9 exons. Lineage: Eukaryota; Metazoa; Chordata; Amphibia; Anura; Bombinatoridae. Gene Ontology annotation, molecular function: protein binding. The record is from RefSeq and is a predicted model, not a curated record.